UGGCACAUUGUGACGGAGCCCGGGCUGAGGAGCUGCUCCCUGGUUCUCCACGUGCUGCCAGCAGCGCUGGAACUGCCCGAGCCAGAGCGGAGCCGCUGUUCUCAGCUGCAGCCAGGAUCUGCCCCCGGCCCCGCUGGGAUCCAGAGGCCAGUGACCUUCGAAGAGGUGGCUGUGUAUUUCACCAGGGAAGAGUGAGCUCUGCUGGACCCCGCUCAGAGAGCCCUCUACUGCUAUGUCAUGCAGGAGAACUAUGAGACAGUGGUUUUGCUGGGCCAGAGAAUAACAUCCAUGUUUCGCUGCAGAUCAUCUCGUCCUCCCAGGGUCAAGGAAAUGGCUGCAAUGGAGCUGGCUCAGGGGCCGAUGACCUUCGAGGAAGUGGCUGUGUAUUUCUCCAGGGAAGAGGGGACUCUGCUGGACCCCACUCAGAGAGCCCUCUAUAGGGAUGUCAUGCAGGAGAACUAUGAGACGGUGGUCUUUCUGGGUAAGGAUUCCUGUCCCUUCUGUUCUUGGAAGAGGAAAUGACGAGUGAAGGUUCAUGCCACCCCCACAAUGCCAUCUGUACCCUGUCCUGUUUCAGCAUCACCCCAAUAGGCCAGUGACACACAUACUACCGGAGACCCUCCCCUGCUUCAGAACACUUUGGGAACAGAGCACAGGAGCAGUAUCACACAAUGUCAAAUAUCUCCUCUUUACUCAAGUAAAACUGGGGGUUACGUCCAGCAUAAUGAACAGAAGCUUCCUACCCCCAGCCUUCUCUCAAACCCUGAGCCUUCUCUACCCAAACCAGAAUGUGCUUGGGGUGUAACAAGCAGGCGGCUGGAAUCAGAGCUGCCGGUCCAGGGUUACUUAUCAUACAGACACUCAGUGCGUCCUUGAACGCUGGCUGGGAGUAUCCAGACAGGGGAGCUCCAGCAGCAGAACUCUGAAUCUCACCCAGGAUUACAGAUGACGCAACUCCUCACUGAUCUAGAUUGUACCCUAGCAUGUGAAAAUGGCCUAGGUUGGUAGUGACAUUUCUUGAGACAUGGAGAGUCUUGCUCCCAUAUCACCAGGUGUAAUAAAAAUAAUAGGAAAGGCCAAAUAUGGAAAACUGAUUGUUCAGCUUGCUUUUGACCUGCAUCAUAUUUUGCAAUAUAUUCCAAAUAAGGAAAUUAAUGUGCAACGUAUGUGUCAUUGUUUGUGGUUUUAAGUUGUAAAAGGCUUGUGUGAUUUUUAGC
Gopherus flavomarginatus (Mexican gopher tortoise) is the source of this 1217-nucleotide messenger RNA. Its product is annotated as zinc finger protein 707-like. Lineage: Eukaryota; Metazoa; Chordata; Testudines; Testudinidae. The coding region runs from base 238 to 522 and encodes 94 amino acids. The transcript is spliced from 4 exons. Gene Ontology annotation, biological process: regulation of DNA-templated transcription. The record is from RefSeq and is a predicted model, not a curated record.